Molecule: messenger RNA, 951 nt
Organism: Closterium sp. Yama58-4
Lineage: Eukaryota; Viridiplantae; Streptophyta; Zygnematophyceae; Desmidiales; Closteriaceae
Source: the annotation of a GenBank genome assembly
AUGACGCUGCUCCCCCCGCCCGUGGUCGAAGUAUCUGCUGCAGUGAUAGAUAAGGAGAAGGAUGCUGCGCACGAUUGCACGGAGGAGCCGAAACACGACAUUGCCGACGUCGGUGGAUCUCCUCCCUCUGGGGGACGCGGGAGGCGUAGGCAGAGGAAGAGCGAUGGGGAGGAGGAGUAUGACACCCCCGUGGCCGAGGACAUCCCCAUACGCGCAAAGAGGAGGCAGACGACAGCCAGCGGUGACGACGCCGGUGGUGCUGAAGUUGGGACAACGCGAGGCACCACGGAGCCAAGUGGCUUGGCGACAGAUCAUGCUUUGCGGCAAAAGGGCCGACCCGGUCCGCGGAAACCAUCUAGCGGACGGAGGGGCAAGCAAGCCUCGAGGGGGAAGAGGCCGAAGCGCGGCAAAGAAGGCCCUGGUGAAGCGGAUGUUGAGGACGAGGGGGAUGGGGAGGAGGAGGCCGAGGAGGAUGCGGAGGAGGAGGACGAGGAUGCAGGGGAGGAAGAAAAGGACGAGGAUGAGCAGGAGGACGACGAUGAUGAGGAGGAGGAGGAGGAUGAUGGCGACGAGGAGAAGGAGGAGGAGGACGAUGAGGAUGAGGAUGAGGACGAGGAGGAGGACGAUGAGGGGGACGACGAGGAUCAGGAGGAAAAGAAUGAGGAGGAGGAGGAGGGGCAGGACGAGGAGGAGGAUGAGGAGGAGGAGGAGGAGGAGGAGGAGGAGGAGGAGGAGGAGGAGGAGGAGGAGGAGGAGGAGGAAGAGGAGGAGGAGGAGGAUGAGGAGGAGGAUGAGGAGGAGGAGGACGACGUGGAGGAAGAGGAGGUGGAGGAAGGGGCGGAUGGGGACGAGGAGGAGGAGGAGCCGGCAGGGAAAGGACGGGGCGCGCGAGGCAGACGGGGGAGUGGCACAGGGAAGCCCCCCGUGUUACAGGCAUUGGGCCACCGGUAA